Zingiber officinale is the source of this 2407-nucleotide messenger RNA. RefSeq lists its product as uncharacterized. Bases 1038 to 2039 code for a protein of 333 amino acids. NCBI's taxonomy places the organism in Eukaryota, Viridiplantae, Streptophyta, Magnoliopsida, Zingiberales, Zingiberaceae. The transcript is spliced from 4 exons. The record is from RefSeq and is a predicted model, not a curated record.
AUCGCGGUGUUAUUGUCAUCGACUUUUGCCUUCUGCCCUUCGAUCUCCUCCACGAGAUUUCUUCUGCUUCGCCCUCACGGAGGUUCUCCAUGUUCGAUUCAUCUCCAAGGCACCUGCUUUUGUGUCCGCUCACAACUUCCACCUGCCUCUAUUCAAGAUCCCCUUCGUGAGAGGUCUUCUUCUGCUACGAGAAGUCAAUGCGGAGCUUGGAGGCGAUGGUGGUCGUGCUCAGCGUGUCGCUGGCGCAGGCGCGGUCCAUGUACUACCCAUUCGGCGGCGAGGUCAUGGCCAACUCCCUCGGCGAGCCGGAGUGCUUUGUAACGGCCACAGCGCCGACUUUGCUGGUGCCUACGUUGACGUGGUGCUCUGUAACGGCCACGGCGUCGACUUUGCUGUCGCCUACGUUGACGUGGAGCUCUGGGAACUGGCACCGGGCGACCCCGACGACUCCGUUGAGGGCAAACUCAUGCCGAAGAAGAAGGCCGGAGUUUUCUGCGUCCAGCGGCCUCGUUUUGGCGUGCAAGUUCGACCACCGCGUCGCCGACGCCUACUCCGCCAACAUGUUCCUCGUCUUCUGGUUGGAGCUCGCCACUUCAGCCACGCCACCCACCUCUCUUCCUUAACAUUUACUAUAUAAUUGAAUAAGGGGUAAUAUAAUAAAUGUCAAGUUAAAUUAUACUAUUACUUAGGUUGAACCAAAUAAAUUUAGGAUUAUAUUUUAUUCCUCAUAAUUUUAGUUAUGUGAUUACUAAGUAAUCACAUAAUCAAGGUUAUGCUUGAUAGCUUGAACCAAACGUAUCCUUAUGGUUAUCCGAUAAUCUUGGAACUCUGGGGCCUGUUUUGAAAAUGCAGAUAAAGGUGAAGGAAUUUUGCAAAAGAAAUUGUGAAAACAAAAUUAAACUGGAAGGAUGAAAAACCUGAAGGCACGUGCGUAGCUAGUGGAUCCGUCGUCUUCUCCUUCUUAAAACCUCUCUGCUGCUUGACUGCUUCCCUCCCUAUCCGCCGUCUCCUCCUCCUCCUCUUCCUUGUUCGCUGCCAUGGAGUUGUUCGAUCACGCUAAGGCUGUGCGCCUCCGUAGCUACCACGGAAAGUACCUCAAGGCCGACGAGGACGAGGAGCACGUCACGCAGAGCCGCAACGGUUCCGCUCCCGGCGCCCGCUGGGAGGUCGAGUUCCUACCCGACUGCCCCACCUUUCGCCUCCGCAGUUGCCACGGCCGCUACCUAGCCGCUUCCGCCGAACACUUCCUCCUCGGCUUCACCGGCAAGAAGGUCGUCCAGCUCCAAUUCUUCCCCUCCCUCGACCCUAACCCUCCUUGCCUUAAAUGGGAGCCCAUCCGAGAGGGCUUCCAGGUCAAGCUCAAGAGCCACACUGGUAAAUUCCUCCGCGCCAACGGCAGCCUCCCGCCCUGGCGCAACUCUGUCACGCACGACCUCCCCCAACACACCGCCACCCAGGAUUGGGUCCUCUGGGACGUUGACGUCGUCGAGAUCCAAUCUUCCUCCGCCCCCGCCCGUGCGCCGGCUGUCUCCAUAAAGCGGUCCCCGUCUCCGCCCUCUUCCCCUCCCCGUCCUUUUGCCGAAGACUUUUCUUCACCUUCUGGGCCUUCUGAUCCGGAUGAGCUUCGCGAAGUCUCCUCAUCAUCGACCUCUUCUUCCAUGGCCGACUCUUCUCCUCGCGCCAACGCCAUUCACUCUCCACCAUCGUCUACCUCACAGAGAUCUCCUUCUCUUGCUGCUCAAGCUCCUGUCCCAGCACCUUCACUUGGUCGGACCAUCUACUACACCGUAGCGGAUGACCGUGGCAAUGUGGAUGACCAUGAGGAAUGGCCUUCAUUGACUUUUGUGGGAACAAGUGUACCCGAGUUGACUUUACUGUUGAAGAAGUUGACGAUGAUCGACGAUAUAAUUGUGUGCACUCGCCACCCACUAAAACACAACCUCAGUCCUAUUUAUUUACACCUGCCACCAAACAAUAGAGCAAUGCGGCUUGUCGUGGUGGAUGCUGAUUCUAGCUUUGGUAGAAGCUUCGAUAUCUGAAAGAAUCGCUGGUAGAUUUGGGGACUAUUCUUGCCUUUUCAUUCUUUCCAAAGUGUGCCAUUUUUUCUUCAAUAACUUCCACAGAGCUACAGAAAACUGGAAAAGUCUGCUCAUACCAUUAGCUUCAUCUACGAUUCCAUUGACAUCUAAGGAAGGAAGAAAGAAUAGUUAGAAAUUGUGUUACAUUUUAGCAUGUGUGAUGUAUUUUGUAUAUUAUGCUGGACGUCUAGAUACUAGCAUAUGGUGGAUAGAAAUAGGAAAGGUUGCACUUUGUACCAAGUAAAUUUUCUGAGUUUAUUUGAUUUUGUGUUCCGAAAGACAGUGGAUUUGAAUUUGGAUUGCUUGCACAUAUCUAUUAUAUUUUUUUU